GUGGUAAUGAUGUUGAAAACUCUCUUUACCUUCACGUGCUUUCUCUCCAUUUUCUUUUUUCAUUUGUAGGUUUCUCUGUACGCGAAAACGAUAAAAUCUGUAGCAAAAGAUAAUGCACCAAGUGAAUAUGAGUUUAGAUUGGCAGCAGAAAUAAGUUUAUAGAGAAUGGGAGGCUGCUGCUGUUGUUCUUCAAAAGGACCUGACUUAAAUGUGACAACAGCAUACUAUUAUUAUCCAAGAGAAUCAGAAGAGCAUGUUCCCCUAUCACCUCAUUAUGGGGCUGCCUCUGCACUUUCCACAGGACUUCUGGUAGAUACUAAUCUAGAAACAUCAGUCCCAGAUGCUUAUAGACCACCUCCUCCACCUAUCCCUUUUGAUGUGGCUUUUGGGCGUCCACAAACUCCCCCAGGAUCUCAAGAGAUUUGCAUAGAUAAGCAUGAUGUAGCAUUGGGAACCCUAAAUUCUGAUUCUGUUGAAGAAACAGUUGGUGGGAAUAUUAAGGAGGCUUCAACUAAGUGCGAGGACUUGAAGGAAGCUGACUCGAAAUCAACCCAACUUGAUGUUGAAUCAACCAAGGACCUAGAAGCAGAGCUUUCCAAGUUGGUCCAGCCAGUUGUUUUAUCAACAGAGGAAGAGGAUGUUUGUCCAACUUGUCUGGAAGAGUACAGCAUAGAGAAUCCUAAAAUUGUCACAAAGUGCGAGCAUCAUUUUCACCUUGCAUGUAUUCUUGAAUGGAUGGAAAGAAGUGACACUUGUCCUGUUUGUGACCAGGAAAUGGUAUUCGAUCCUCCAAUUGAUUAGCUCCUUUAAGCAAGUUUUUGAUGUCGGAUGUUUGAGGAGCAAAGAUCACAAAUACUUCAGACAUUCUGGUUCCCCUCUCUCCCCCUUCCUGUUAACAUUGCUUUUUUCCAUUGUUUGGAAUCAGGCAAUGCUUUUGUUUAUUUGCUUUCUUUGAACGUGAAUAUUUUGAAAGGAAGAAGGAAAAAAAAUGAAGAAAGAAAGAGGGAAGAAAAGGAAAAAAGAAACAAAAAAAAUUAAAAACAUGAAACUUAGAUACAGAUUGGCUUUACCAGUGGUUCAUAUGUGAUGCGUCCUUUCACUUUUAGAUGUCCAAAUCUUGUCGAUAUAACAGCAACUGGCACAAAAGAAACGAGAUGCUAGUUACAUUUAUCAACUGAACAGCCUGAUAGUUACCCAAAAGUCAGAUACCUCUUUGCUGGGUGUCAUAUUUCUGCCUAUUUGCAAUUUAGCCUGUGAAUUUAUGUUGUUUAUUGAUUCUGAAAGUGACGUGAUUUGUUUUUCCUAUUUCUGUGUCAGCGUUUUGAGUUUAGAGGAUUUGUUACUUGUAAAUAUUUUGGGUUUGUCUCUGUUUGAUGGUGGAGGUUUUGAACAGUGCAAGGAUAGCAGAAGAGUCGAUUAAAAUUGAAAGGCCUUUUUUUUUUUUUGUUUUACAUGAAUCAAUAUACUUUUUAAUCA
Carica papaya (papaya) is the source of this 1476-nucleotide messenger RNA. RefSeq names its product RING/U-box superfamily protein. Gene Ontology annotation, molecular function: ubiquitin-protein transferase activity. Gene Ontology annotation, cellular component: cytosol. Lineage: Eukaryota; Viridiplantae; Streptophyta; Magnoliopsida; Brassicales; Caricaceae. The record is from RefSeq and is a predicted model, not a curated record.